CUUCGAUAGGGGUGGGCGAGCACGUGUUGCGAAUAAGUCGUGUCAGUGAGGUGGGGGUCCUCUGCACUCGUCGUUGAAAAACCCUCGGGUGGCGCAAAUGCAUCCCAUUACUUCGUGGAAAGUUGAAGGUAACGAAAGCACCGUGAAUCGAAGAGAAAGUAUUAACAUUCUGCUCGAUUUAACGACCCGAGCAAGAUAUGAGGGCUCUUUCGAGUGAUUCGACUAUCCUGAUUCUUUUACCUCUUGCGUUAUUCUUCGCGCGCGUCAUCGGCGACGGUGACGCGAGAACGUCCACGAAGUUAAACAGUUUAUUUAUCAAUAGUCAAAAGCCACAAUUCGUCUCGUUUAACAGUAAAGAAGGAGAUAUCGAAAUCAAUUGGGACGUGUCCGUACCCUUUUUCAGGAUACCGCUGAGUCAUAUGAACAAACAUAAUGAGAUAACACCGUUGAUUGAUGUUAAUACGAAAGGAUUGUCGAUCGCUGGCAUAUUAACAGCCAUUCUCACCUUAGCUGUACCUGUCUUGUCGAAGCCAGGUCCUGGAAUGCAUUAUCGAAGUUCUGACUCGCAAUGGUCUCGAAUGGGAAAUACGAUAAACGAGAUCAUGCUCGGCAAUAAUUACGUCACACCCUGUAUACAGCGCAUUAUCUGCUCCAUCAUUUCCGAGGCGAGUCACUCCAACAAUCCUACGAGUACUGACAAGAUCAUUGAUGGCUUGUCAAGUCACGAGUGGUUUAAGGAAUUCACGAACGGCACAGUCCUUCAGGAAGCUAUAAGAAUAGGACGAGAGAGACAUCACGACUGCGGGCGUGUUUACAAGGAGUGUUUUGUGACACCGCGAAUCCUUAAAAGCGUAAUGAUGCAAUUCGGCGCAAUCUGACGUUUGACAUUCGACGCACGAAAUGUUAAUUAAAGGUAUUAUUGAUCGGAGUACGCGAUUUUUCAUAUGUUUCUCUUUAUGCCAUCGCACAUAUCCUUGUUAUUCAUUGCAGGAACGGCCUAUCACACGUGAAUUUUACAAAAGCUUGUCCACCAUUGUCGUCAAAGACUGGCGAAUCUAUCUCACGUUCAAUUUUGAAAUCACUCGCGGUGUAACGAGCGAGUUACAUCAGGGAAGUCGAUCUACAUUAUUCCGAUGCACGAGGUGUGAAAUUUCGUCGCGUCUAAGAAAUCUCACUACGUGCAAUUUAGAUGACACCUCGAUGCGCUUUUACUUUUCUUUUUCUUCAUAAUCGCAGGAAAAUCACAGUCAUUUUAGUAAAUACA
Formica exsecta is the source of this 1264-nucleotide messenger RNA. RefSeq lists its product as uncharacterized. NCBI's taxonomy places the organism in Eukaryota, Metazoa, Arthropoda, Insecta, Hymenoptera, Formicidae. The record is from RefSeq and is a predicted model, not a curated record. The transcript is spliced from 4 exons. The coding region runs from base 198 to 878 and encodes 226 amino acids.